Messenger RNA from Lemur catta (Ring-tailed lemur), 846 nucleotides. It is a transcript of the gene MZB1, whose product is annotated as marginal zone B and B1 cell specific protein. Bases 129 to 698 code for a protein of 189 amino acids. Lineage: Eukaryota; Metazoa; Chordata; Mammalia; Primates; Lemuridae. Gene Ontology annotation, cellular component: endoplasmic reticulum chaperone complex; extracellular region. The transcript is spliced from 4 exons. The record is from RefSeq and is a predicted model, not a curated record. Gene Ontology annotation, biological process: regulation of B cell proliferation.
GGGAGGGGUGAGGUGUGAGUUCCCCAUUGGUCUAGGCCAAGUGUCUUGUGGCGUCCCCGCUGCGCACAUGCACACGCACACCUGCACCCCAGCCACAGCCUGCACUCGCUGAGCUAGCUCCAGAGGCCAUGAGGCUGUCACUGCCACUGCUGCUGCUGCUUCUGGGAGCCUGGACCAUCCCAGGCAGCCGCGGGGACAGGGACCUGUUCACAGCCACUGCCCCAGAGCUGGACGAUGAGGAGAAGUACUCAGCUCACAUGCCUGCUCACCUGCGCUGUGACGCCUGCAGGGCUGUGGCUUACCAGAUGGGGCAGCAUCUGGCAAAGGCAGAGGCCAAACUUCAUACCCCAGACUCUGAGGGGCGGCGGGAGCUGAGUGAGUUGUUAUACACAGACGUCUUGGACUUGAGCUGCUCCCAGCAGUGGCAGGACUACGGGGUCCGAGAAGUGAACAAGGUGAAACAUCUCGUGGGCCCAGGGCUUAGCAAGGGGCCAGAGCCGAGCAUCAGCGUGAUGGUCACAGGGGGCCCCUGGCCCAUCAGGCUCUCCACGACAUGUCUGCACUACCUGGGGGAGUUUGGAGAGGACCGUAUCUAUGCAGCCCACCGACAAGGCCGAGAGGCUCUGGAGGCACUGCUGUGUGGGGGCCCGCAGGGGGCCUGCUCGGAGGAAGUGCCAGCCACGCGGCAAGAGCUCUAGUCCUGGACUCUGUCUUCCUCUGGGUCAUCCCCACUCCUGUCUGCGGGCAGGGAGGCGUCACAGGGCUGCCACCCUCCCUCUCUCCUCCGGCAUCCGGCGCUGGGCCUGGGUGGGAGGCAAGGACUCAAAUAAAACCCAGUGACUUCAA